CAAAAGUGUUUUGCGAAAGCUCUCUCACCAUAACAACACGUGUAUCUCUGCUACUAGUUUUGCUACUUCUGCUUUUAUGCAGUCUGCUUCAAAAAAUGUUUGUUUUAUCCGAAUUGAAAGAUGUAGUUAGAAUACCACCAUGGAAAUUCAAAAGAAAAUUAAAUGACGCUAUUGCUGAUGAAUUGAAUAGAAAACUCGCUAACAAGGUAUAUUUGAAUGUGGGACUUUGUAUUGCUCUCCAUGAUAUCACCAAAAUUGAAGAAUCUUAUAUUUUUCCUGGUGAUGGAUCGUCUCACACAAAAGUUAUUUUUCGUUUCAUUGUAUUCCGUCCUUUCAUGGAGGAAAUACUUCUCGGGAAAAUACGGAGUUGCAGUGCAGAUGGAGUACAUGUGACACUAGGAUUUUUCGAGGACAUCAUUAUUCCUCCUCACAAACUCCAACACCCCUCAAGAUUUGAUCAAACAGAGCAAGCGUGGGUGUGGGAAUAUGAUACUGGAGAUGGAGAAAAGCAUGACCUUUUCAUGGAUGCAGGCGAAGUCAUACGGUUUCGUGUGGUGAGUGAAGCUUUUGUGGAAACUCUGCCAACAGGUCCGGCUGUUGUUGGAGAAAGUGUGGAAAAACCAGAUACUAAAGGAAUCUCGCCUUACACUUUGGGGGCCGCAAUCGAUGAGCCUGGUUUAGGCUUGCUGACGUGGUGGGAAAAUACCUGAGAUCUCACUAGCACAAAAUUUUGGCAUCAAACUUUUUGAAUCGUGGAAAAUAGUUUUCUCAAUGGUUCGAAUUUGCAAUGUAAAAAGGUCGUGGAAUCAAGUAUGCAUUAUUUCAAUCUUCAUCCUUUGAAAUUCACAAGAGGACUUUAUGUCCGCUCUCUCUCCAAGUAAAAACACGAUUUUUUGUAAUAUUUUUUACGUGUUAUGCGAAUAAAUCUCAACCUUACACAUCAAACAAAAA
Molecule: messenger RNA, 951 nt
Organism: Venturia canescens
Lineage: Eukaryota; Metazoa; Arthropoda; Insecta; Hymenoptera; Ichneumonidae
Gene: Polr3H
Product: RNA polymerase III subunit H
Exons: 5
Coding region: 96-710 (204 amino acids)
Biological process (GO): transcription initiation at RNA polymerase III promoter; DNA-templated transcription
Cellular component (GO): RNA polymerase III complex
Molecular function (GO): DNA-directed RNA polymerase activity; DNA binding
Source: RefSeq, a predicted model, not a curated record